CAGCAACCUCCACGUGGUGAGACCUGGGCACUCGGUAUUGCUUACGUAAAAUGAUAUCUGUAAUAUUAUCUGUAUAAUUGUAUAACGUAAGCACUAGCGAGCUAAUGGCUGCAUUUAGAUUCUUGUUUUUCUUUUUUCUUUCUUUUGAAUGAUUCAAACUUCUAAAAAUGUAACGAGAAAAUUUGUAAUAUACUUCAUCGUUAUUAUUUAAUCAUUAUUAAUAUUAUUAUCAACGUUUUAGUGCAGAUCCAGCAUCGAUAAGGUAGAAAACUACUAUCGGAAGAGGGCUCUAGUGAAUCGAACGGAUUCGCCCUUCAAGAGAGCCAUCUUAUUUGUCAUCGUAACUCGUCUGAUUUUCUCAGGAAGUCUCGUUGAAAUAAUUUUAAUUUUUCUUUUUCAAAACAUUUAUUAGAAAAUUUAAUAUGAUAAUAAUGAUAUAUACAUGUCGGUGAGAUCGAACGAUGAAAAUUAGAAAAAGGAUAUAAAAAAUGUAACCUAUUACGGUUAAUAACAUUAUUUGGUUAGAAGUUUUCUUUCAGGUGAAAUCACGACACUAGAGAACAAAAGAAGAAGAAGAAAAGAAGAAGAGGAGGAAAAAGAAGAAGAAAAAAGAAAAAGUAAAAGAAAAAAAAAAAGAAAGAUCAUCGUCCGAUGAAGAAGAAAAGUAAGUAUGGAGGACGUCCUCCUCAAGGUUACAGGGUAAAAUCGCAUCGAGGCGUGGUUGAGUCGCUAGAAAUGUCACUAGGCCGUGAAGUCACCAUACGUUUAGCUAUCAUGCUGCCCGUUCGCAGGAGCAGGUGCUUUUCUCUACAGGUGUUCAGUCGAUCGUAGACGCGCGCAGUGUUGUGCGUUGCGCUCUUCCUCUUGGAAGCAAAAAUUUGGUGCUUACGUUAAUUUCGUUAGUCCGUUCGUUUAGUUAGAGGCAGCUCGUCGCAAGUUUACCCUCUUUGUGAUAUUGAAAUUUGUUUUUUAACUAACAACUUAGAGAGAGGCAGAGAGAGAGAGAGAGAGAGAGAGAGAGAGAGAGAAAGAAAGAGGAAUAGAGAGAAAGAGAGAGAGAGAGAGAGGGAGAGAGAGAGAGAGAGUAAAGAACUAUCUCCUAUAGAUGAAUAUAAUAGAUAGAUAGAUAGAUAUAUAGAUAGAUAGAAAGAGAAGGUAUAUAGGAACGUAGCAGGAGGUAAAACGCUGCGCACAGUAGCGUCGAAAUCGAAAUAACGCGAUAAUGAGGCGAUCGAGGCGCGACGACGUGGCCGAUUUGGUCUAUCGAGAAAGUUGCGAUCGUCGAUGGUGAAUCUUAGCUCCUCCUUCGUCGAGAGGAGGACGAAUUUACGUAACGAAGCGAACGGAAGAGGAGAGUUCAAAGAAGAGGAGGGCACCAUGUAUCGUGGCUGGAUAUUAUGCUAAUCGCGUUACGGUCAGAAUGCGGGAGGAAGAACUCGAGUUAUCGCUCAAGGUGGUGAUAGUUGGUAAUGGCGCUGUGGGAAAAUCUUCAAUGAUUCAGAGGUUCUGCAAGGGUACUUACACGAGGGAUUAUAAGAAGACUAUUGGCGUUGAUUUUCUCGAGCGAGAAAUAGAGGUAGAUGGCGAAGACGUGAGAUUGAUGCUAUGGGACACAGCGGGUCAGGAAGAGUUCGACGCCAUAACGGCGGCUUAUUAUCGCGGUGCACAUGCUUGCGUACUUGCUUAUUCUGCUACCGAUAGAAAUUCUUUCGAUGCUAUUCCUUCGUGGAAAUUAAAGGUAGAAAAUGAAUGCGGCGAAAUACCGACGGUACUCGUACAGAACAAAAUGGAUUUGGUCGAUCAAUGCGUCAUUGGUUUGGACGAAGCUGAGAGGCUUGGCCGUGCUCUUGGAUGUAAACUCUUGCGAACAUCCGUGAAGGAAGACGUCGGUGUUAUGAGCGUAUUCCGACAUUUAGCUUCGCGAUGUUUGCACGAGAUGCGUAGGAACGAUAACGAUUAUCAGGACGAUUUAAGGUUGUAUUCUACUGGACCAAGAUCUCCUUCCGUUAUAAGUGCCUUUAGUCCAAACGGAUCAACCUGUUGUCGUAACAGCGGAAACGGGACGAUUGUUUUAAGGUCAGGAGGUAAAACGAGGAAUCACAAAAAAAAGAAUUUCGUAAAGAGCGCCUGCAGAUUACUCUAAUCAAAGAAAUAUUAAUCUAGUAAAGCACCUAGCAAGUUGAUCGAUUUAGAGUGGCAACGUGCAACAUAGUGUUUAUAUGUAACUUAUCGAUUAUGUCUAAGUCUUUGUAGUAGCUCCUCUCUGUCUUUAUUUUUUAAAGAAAAAUUCCGUCCAGUGCGAGUUACGAAGAAUUUGAUGUUCGUGCGUGUGCGUGUGCGUUCGUGCGUGUGUGUAUGUGUAAACACUCGUUUACAAAAAAAAAAAAGAAAAAUUAAGAGAGAGAGAGAGAAAGAGAGAAAAUUAGGAAAAAAAAUAUGUACGAUGAAAAUUUAAUAGUGCAAGACAAUGUAUGGUACGAACUUAUUUGUAAAUAAUUUUUCAUUUGCAUAUGAAAAGACGAGAAUUUCGUAGAAAUAUUUUUACGAUUUUUCACGUAUGAUUUAUAUAAUUAAUUUCUUUUUUAACAAUCGAUGGGUUAAUAGUUAAUACGUCGGAACAUAUCGAAACGAUAUAAAUUCAGGUAAAAUAGUUAGACAUAUACGUAUAAAUGAUUAUAGAGCGAAUAUUUAUUGCAGUUUUAUAAAUCGAAUGUUAUAUUUAUAUAUUCAAUCCUUUUUUUGAAAAAUUUUCUUUUUUUUUUCUUUUUCAUUCCGGAAACUUUCCAAAUCGAAUUACAUAUUUUUACUUUAUAUAUAUAUAUAUAUAUAUAUAUAUAUAUAUACACACACAUAUAUAUGUAUAUAUAUAUAUAUAUGUAUAUAUACACAUAAUAUAUGUAUUUAAUACGUUUUGUAUAUAUAUUUUUACCAUUUUUUUUUAGCGCAAAUUCGACAUUAUAUACUUUCUUGUUAAUAUUGUCGAACGAACGUUUAGAAUAGACCAAAACUAAAUAUAUAUUGCAGACACCUAUUUAUACAUAGCCCGUAUAAGGGAAGAUUGUUUGACGAAUCGAAAUGUUAAACUUUAUGAUAAGUAUUUGUUAAUGUAUGGGAGUAGGAAAAAAAUAAAUUGAGUCGGCUAUUUUCAGUUGGUAUUUUUUUUCUUUUUUCUUUUUUUUUAUUUAUAUAAAUUACUUUUGUAAUUUUGUUUAACGAGGAGAAGAACGUUUCGAUUCGAAGAUCGAGCCAAAUCGAAAGCUAAAGAAAAUUCAAGCUGGAAAACGAUCUCAUUUAGUAACCAUUUAUCUAGUAUAUACAAAUUUCUCUAAUUAAUAUUUAAAUUCAUUCACCCACGCACACAUACACAGAUACUUUAGUUCGUUAAGACAAUCCUGACGCAACUCGAACCAUAAAAUAUAUUUAAAGUACAUCGUCAA
This is a messenger RNA of Vespula vulgaris, 3437 nucleotides long. RefSeq names its product ras-related protein Rab-23 (gene Rab23). Gene Ontology annotation, molecular function: GTP binding; GTPase activity. Bases 1421 to 2143 code for a protein of 240 amino acids. NCBI's taxonomy places the organism in Eukaryota, Metazoa, Arthropoda, Insecta, Hymenoptera, Vespidae. The transcript has 6 exons. The record is from RefSeq and is a predicted model, not a curated record.